Molecule: messenger RNA, 252 nt
Organism: Zingiber officinale
Lineage: Eukaryota; Viridiplantae; Streptophyta; Magnoliopsida; Zingiberales; Zingiberaceae
Exons: 2
Coding region: 1-252 (83 amino acids)
Source: RefSeq, a predicted model, not a curated record
AUGGGGAAUUGCCAAGCGUCUGAGGCGGUGGCGGUGGUGAUUCAGCACCCCGGAGGGAAGGCGGAGAGGCUUUACUGCCCGACGAGCGCCGCCAACGUGAUGAAGAGCAACCCGGGGAACUACGUGGCCCUGGUGACGCUUAAUGUCUCGGAGACGAAGCAGGACGGCGACACCGUGAAGUUCACCCGGGUGCGACUACAGAAGCCCAAGGAGGUGUUGUUGCUCGGCCAGGUCUUUAAUCGCUUAACCUAA